AUGAAAGUGUCUCUGGGUAACGGAGAGAUGGGCGUCUCCGCCCAUUUGCAGCCCUGCAAGGCGGGAACCACACGGAUUUUCACCAGCAACACCCACAGCUCGGUGGUGCUGCAAGGCUUCGAUCAGCUCAGAAUAGAAGGACUGCUUUGUGAUGUGACUCUGGUGCCCGGUGACGGGGAGGAGGUCUUCCGCGUUCACAGAGCCAUGAUGGCGUCUGCUAGCGAUUAUUUCAAGGCCAUGUUCACCGGUGGGAUGAAGGAACAAGAUUUAAUGUGCAUCAAGCUUCACGGGGUGAACAAGGUCGGCCUGAAGAAGAUAAUUGACUUUAUUUAUACGGCAAAGCUUUCUCUUAAUAUGGACAGUCUCCAGGACACACUCGAAGCUGCCAGCUUUUUGCAAAUUUUGCCCGUUUUGGACUUCUGUAAAGUGUUUCUGAUAUCGGGAGUCUCUUUGGAUAACUGUGUUGAGGUUGGGAGAAUAGCUAACACCUAUAAUCUUAUAGAAGUGGACAAAUAUGUCAAUAAUUUCAUCCUGAAGAAUUUCACUGCGUUACUGAGUACUGGAGAGUUUCUGAAACUCCCUUUCGAACGCCUUGCCUUUGUGCUUUCCAGUAAUAGUCUGAAGCACUGUAGUGAACUUGAGCUGUUCAAGGCUGCCUGUCGCUGGCUAAGAUUGGAAGAUCCUCGGAUGGACUAUGCUGCAAAAUUAAUGAAGAAUAUUCGAUUUCCACUAAUGACCCCGCAAGACCUCAUCAAUUACGUGCAGACAGUAGAUUUCAUGAGAACAGACAACACCUGUGUGAAUUUGCUUUUGGAAGCUAGCAAUUACCAAAUGAUGCCGUACAUGCAGCCAGUGAUGCAGUCAGAUAGAACGGCCAUUCGAUCGGACUCGACACACUUGGUUACCUUAGGAGGAGUUUUGAGGCAGCAGCUGGUUGUCAGCAAAGAAUUGCGGAUGUACGAUGAAAGGUCACAAGAGUGGAGGUCUUUAGCCCCCAUGGAUGCUCCCCGUUACCAGCAUGGCAUUGCUGUCAUUGGAAACUUUCUUUACGUAGUUGGCGGUCAAAGUAAUUACGAUACGAAAGGAAAGACUGCUGUUGAUACAGUUUUCAGGUUUGAUCCUCGGUAUAAUAAGUGGAUGCAGGUUGCAUCACUAAAUGAAAAGCGCACGUUCUUCCACUUGAGUGCCCUCAAAGGACAUUUGUAUGCCGUUGGUGGGCGAAGUGCAGCUGGUGAACUGGCCACAGUAGAAUGCUACAAUCCAAGAAUGAACGAGUGGAGCUAUGUUGCAAAAAUGAGUGAACCCCACUACGGCCAUGCAGGAACGGUAUAUGGAGGCUUGAUGUAUAUUUCUGGAGGAAUUACUCAUGACACCUUCCAAAAUGAGCUCAUGUGUUUUGACCCCGAUACAGACAAAUGGACACAGAAAGCUCCAAUGACUACAGUCAGGGGUCUGCAUUGCAUGUGUACGGUUGGAGACAAGCUCUAUGUCAUUGGUGGCAAUCACUUCAGAGGAACAAGUGAUUAUGAUGAUGUCCUAAGCUGUGAAUACUAUUCACCAACCCUUGACCAGUGGACACCGAUUGCUGCCAUGUUAAGAGGUCAAAGUGAUGUUGGAGUUGCUGUCUUUGAAAAUAAAAUCUAUGUUGUAGGUGGAUAUUCUUGGAAUAAUCGUUGUAUGGUAGAAAUUGUCCAGAAAUAUGAUCCAGAAAAGGAUGAGUGGCAUAAAGUUUUUGAUCUUCCAGAGUCACUUGGUGGCAUUCGAGCUUGUACUCUCACGGUUUUUCCACCUGAAGAAAAUACUGGGUCACCUUCUAGAGAAUCACCUCUUUCAGCACCUUCAGAUCAUUCCUAG
This is a messenger RNA of Pipistrellus nathusii (Nathusius's pipistrelle), 1854 nucleotides long. Lineage: Eukaryota; Metazoa; Chordata; Mammalia; Chiroptera; Vespertilionidae. The record is from the annotation of a GenBank genome assembly.